CCAUCCACCUAUCCAGCGUCGCCGUUGGCCGUUAGUUUCGUUUUUCGUAGCUGGCUCACAGAACACCUGUACUGUUUUUUUAAAAUUGGUUCUUUAUUCGUCUGCCCGGUUGUACGCCUGCCGUCCUCUUCCUGCUGCCCGCGUCCGCGAAAGUUUUGUUGUAGUAUAUCGCAGAAGAGUGCAGCUUUGACGCACUCUACUUUCUGGACGGCAUCAUAAAAUACCAGACAGUACCAGCUGUCAUUUGUGUUAGCUCGGUGCAAACACCAUGUCCCGGAAAAGCGCAGCAUCUGGAGGCUACAAGCGCAAGCUCAGCGGCAAGCCCGAGCCGAGCGAAGAACAGAAAAAUGACAUCAACGCCGCAUUCAAUUUAUUUGACCCCAGUGGCAGUGGUCUCAUGGAAGCGAAAGACUUGAAGUUCGCAAUGCGUGCACUGGGCUUCGAGCCUAGAAAAGAAGAGGUGAAGAAGCUGCUUGCAGAGAUAGACAAGCAAGAGACUGGCAAAAUAGCUCGAGAAGACUUCAUGAAUGUAAUGGCCACAAGAUUGGCAGAGAAGGACAUCAAUGAAGAAAUUAUGAAAGCUUUCCAGUUGUUUGAUGAAGACAACACAGGCAAGAUUUCCUUUAAGAACCUCAAGAGUGUUGCAAAACAGCUCUCCGAGAAUCUGUCAGAUGAAGAACUGAAGGAAAUGAUAAACGAGGCUGACAGAGAUGGAGAUGGUGAAGUUAACCAGGAGGAGUUUCUUCGAAUCAUGAAGAAAACUUGCUUAUAUUGAACAUAAUCUGUGUUUCUUAUGCUACGGUUGACCAUCGAUGGCACAAAAUAUUUGUAAAAUUGGAGCAUCUGCUAACACGAAGCCCAGCUGAGUGACUGCUGAGUGAGUGAAUGAAGCAUUAUCAAAGUGGUAGCCUAAAAAUGUGAAAGAAUAAAGCCACACAGGGUAAGCACUGCCUUGUGUGGUUCUUUUCUAUGCGCCUUUUUUUUAAAAUCAUAUUAUUUAUUUCCACCUUGAAGGCAUUAAAUAAAAGGAGACAUUUACUAAAACUUCAAUAGCCAAAAAGAAGCAGAAGUAGAAUAUAAUUUACCAAUCUAAUAAAUGUACAGAACUAUUGCAAAAAAAUAUAUUGCAUAUUGGGUGAAUAGUACUAUAAUUAACCCAAACAGAAAGGCAUACAGCAAAAUUGUACAGUGUACUUGUACAUAUUUUGAGGCACAAGGCCAAUUCAAAGGCAUUCCAUAGACUGAUGCACAGUGCAUUGCUGUGUGAAAUGAUUCAAUAGCAUUUCUUGAAGUUUGUCGUGGUUUCUACAUAUGUGACUGUAUUGAUAGGAGGACGAGUUGCAGUUGCAUUUGAGAAAGGAAUUACUCAUUGCUGAAGUGUGAUGAAAGCAGAUGUUUAGAACAUUGGCUUUAACUGUUACCUGGCAUGUGGGUGAAACAGAUAGUACAUCAGACAUAAAUGCAAUAUAAAACUGCUUGAUCCAAGUUGUAACAGUAAGCUUAGUUCUGAUUUUAGACAAGUGAUGCUUGAAUCGUUCAAAGUGCUAAAACAUGCAACGGUAUGGGUUUUCAAGAUUAUGGGUAACAUAGAAUGAAAGCUAUCACAUUUGUCUCUGUGUAUGAUAUACUGCAUCACUGAAGGAAACAGAGUAGGGCAAUAUCUUGCAAAAAAUCUAUUCUUUGUUUGUUAGAGAUUUGGAAUCUUGAGUCUUUCCUGAACAAUGCUGACUGUGUCAUUUACGUGUGCGUGAUUUAUUUCCCCAGAAAAUGACCUUUUCCAAAACCUAUGCUCCAUCUCAGGAGUACCUUGCAGCACUGUGAAAGCUGCAGGGCUCGUUAGCCAAUGGGAAAGGUGAAAGCCCCCCAAAAUGUGUUCAUCCGCACCGUGCCAUCUUCUCGGCGUCUCUUUUGCAUCUGCUCGCCUGCUUUGUUGGUACUUGCUCCUCGCAGUUAACCUAGCUUGUUUAUUAUGCCUGAAAAUGUAAGUAAACCAUAAGGCUAAACCCCCCCCUCAAGCAAGAUAAAGUGUGGCUAUAGUAACGUGAAGUAUAUUACAGCAGUUGUGAACCAUGCAUUGUUACAUGCUACAUCUAAAGUCAACACACAUCAAUUAUUGUGCUGACGAAACUUGCGUUAUACUGAAGCCAGACACCUCAAUUUUUGCUUGCCCGGUACAGUUUGUGGGUGUCACAAUGUAUGACAUACUGUGUGUACUGACUUUAAGAACAAUAAAUGAAUACACAAAAUGUUUUUUCAAGUAGAA
Molecule: messenger RNA, 2263 nt
Organism: Dermacentor albipictus
Lineage: Eukaryota; Metazoa; Arthropoda; Arachnida; Ixodida; Ixodidae
Biological process (GO): mitotic cell cycle; centriole replication
Cellular component (GO): centriole; centrosome
Molecular function (GO): calcium ion binding
Source: RefSeq, a predicted model, not a curated record